Molecule: messenger RNA, 1461 nt
Organism: Sarcophilus harrisii (Tasmanian devil)
Lineage: Eukaryota; Metazoa; Chordata; Mammalia; Dasyuromorphia; Dasyuridae
Gene: TEX12
Product: testis expressed 12
Exons: 7
Coding region: 542-916 (124 amino acids)
Biological process (GO): synaptonemal complex assembly
Cellular component (GO): central element
Source: RefSeq, a predicted model, not a curated record
CUUUCACACAAGCCCCCUUACCUGUACACACACACACUACAUACACAUAUACAGAUACACUUUGCUUUCUGCAGUCACAGAAUCAGCAUUUCUAGGGAGGUCCAAGGUGGGGGCAGGUCAGCAAGGGUGAGAGGGGAACCCAGCGAGGAAGCAGGGGCCCGCAACCCGUGCCAGGUUCGCGCCCAGGGGCUCCAGCCCAGAAGAUUGUUCCGGGCGCCGACAGGUGCGGUCGCCCACAGGUGAGCGCCCACAGGUGAGCUCCCCCAGCUCCCUCCCAGCUUUCCAGUCUCCAUCCGCCCCCCCGCAAACCCUGGCGAGAGGAGCCGUUCCUACCUUCCGCCAGACAGAUUGACUCUUCCUAUCUGAGGCUGGAUUGGAUCCAUGCUACUACUUAGGAGGAUGAGGAGGUAAUACAUUCCAGACAAGGGAGCCCCCAAAGGGGUGGGGAUCAGAUACAAGAGAAACAGCAAACAGGACCUGCAAGGAGACCAGUCACCAGAUCCCAAAGAAUGUGGAAGAGCAAAAUUGUGUAUGAGAUACUAUGGCAAGUCAACUAGUGAAAUCUGCAGAGAAUAAAAGUUGUAAGCGCCCAAGAGAAAUGGAGAAUGAAACUUUAAUGAGUCCACAAUUGCCUUCCCUUCCAAAAUCAGAUUCUACUUUUUCUGAAAGUGCUAUGCCAUCAUUUUAUAAAGCUGAAGUUCUGGAGAAAGUUUUAAAUGAUAUGAACAAGGAGAUUAAUCUACUGUUGACUAAAUAUGCACAGAUUUUAAGUGAGAGAGCAGCAGUGGAUGCUUCUUACAUUGAAGAGUUUGAUGCAAUCUUCAAAGAAGCCAGUACUUUAGAAAAUCUUCUAAAACAAAAAAGAGAAAGUCUGAGGCAAAGAUUCACAAUGAUUGCAAAUACUCUGCAAAGCUAAAAUGAAAUAUAUAUGCAAAAUAACAUGAAAUACUAAGCUCUUUGUACACCAUAUCUGUUGUAUAUUUAAAAUGUUAAUAUGUGCUUUGAAAAGAUAAUAUCCAUCCCCUAAAAUUAGUUAUAGUUAUAGAAAAUGUAUAUAAUUCAUUUAUAAAAGGCAAUAUUCAAGAGUUUUUGUUGGAUUUGAUAGAGCUUUUAAGCUAGAUAUCACUUUCAAAUAUUUGGUUUUUAUCUUGAAGUGUUAAUAACUGACAUAUUGAUAAAAAUGUAAAAUUUUGUUAGCCUAAUCACAUGUGGGUAAUUUUCUGUUUGUCUUAAAACUUCUAUCAUUUUAAAGAGGACUUCUCAGGAUAAAUGAACACAAACCAGCUUGAAAGUGAAUCUGAUAAUAUUUCAUCAUAUUUGUGUAAUUCUUUCAACUUGUAUCAUUUUUUUCACAGUUUUCUUGGGACAGUUUUAAAGAUGUGUUUUAUGGUUUAUUUUCUUGUUACUGCUUUAUUAGAAAGUUGAUCCAAAGUACACAUUAAAAUUGAGUUCCAUAUGUUA